Echinops telfairi (small Madagascar hedgehog) is the source of this 1256-nucleotide messenger RNA. RefSeq names its product inka box actin regulator 2 (gene INKA2). Gene Ontology annotation, molecular function: protein kinase binding; protein serine/threonine kinase inhibitor activity. Lineage: Eukaryota; Metazoa; Chordata; Mammalia; Afrosoricida; Tenrecidae. Bases 74 to 904 code for a protein of 276 amino acids. Gene Ontology annotation, cellular component: nucleus. The record is from RefSeq and is a predicted model, not a curated record. The transcript has a single exon.
UCUAGGCCAGUGAGGGGCAGUUGCAUGCCCACAGAGACUCACUGGGUGCUUCCUCUCCUCCCUGCAGGUGUCCAUGAAGGAGGUGGGGGAUGGCCUGCAGGACCAGAUGAACAGCAUGAUGGGGGCGCUGCAGGAACUGAAGCUCCUCCAGGUGCAGACAGCGCUGGAACAGCUGGAGAUCUCUGCAGGGGAGCCUGCUUCGAGCUGCCCUGAAAGUCCCUGGACACCACCCAAGCCUCCACCCCGUGAGGGUGGCAGGGGCCCUGCCAGGCCCCCAGCUGGCUCCCCCUCCAGCCACCCUUCUCUUGACAGCAGCACCAGGUUCUCCCCCCAUAGGCGGGCCUGUGGAAGGGGCGUGCCCCCCCUCCCCGGGACACAGCUGUCAGAGCACCACAGCCCUGCCCAGCAUGGGCCAGAGCAUGUGGAGCCUGAUGAUUGGACCUCCACACUGAUGUCCCGGGGCCGGAACCGACAGCCUCUGGUGCUAGGGGACAAUGUCUUCGCGGACCUGGUGGGCAACUGGCUGGACCUGCCAGAACUGGAGAAGGGUGGGGAGAAGGAAGAGACUGGGGAGGCUGCAGAGCCCAAAGGUGGACGGGGCCAGCUCCGGGAGCUGGGCCGCAGGUUUGCCCUGACCGCGAACAUCUUUAGGAAGUUCUUAAGGAGUGUGCGGCCAGACCGGGACCGGCUGCUAAAGGAGAAGCCUGGCUGGGUGACGCCCCUGGCUUCUGAGCCCCGAGCCAGACGCCCCCAGAAGGUCAAGAAGCGAAGCCACCCCAAGGGCUCAGGACAUUUCUCCUUCCCUGGCAUCAAGGAGCCCAAGAGAGUGGAGAAUCCUGCCACAAGUUGUCCCAAGGAGCCCCUAUCUGCUGGCUUUGAUAUGAACACGGCUGUCUGGGUUUGAGUCGUAGGAACUGUGAAGAUGCUGCGACCUACCUGGGAGGCCUGGCUUCUAGAGGCCCGACUCUACGUUCUCUUCCUAAAGAGAAGCAGCAGGCCCCCAGGUCUCCCAGCGAGAGGUGUGCAGCUGGUGCAAGGGUUGGCUGGUGGGUGAAGUGGGAGUGUGCGUGUGUGUGCACCUUUGGGGCUGGAGAUAAUAGCAGAGAUGGGCCAGAGAGAGGCGGCCAGCCAGGGAAACCCCCUUCCCCAGAAUUCCUUCACUGCUCCCCAAAGACUUCACUUGACCAUUCUAUACGGAAUGUCACUGGGGCUUCACAUUCCCUAGAGGCCCCCAAUAAAGAUUCAUCUUUGGUGCA